UGUGGUGGUUUUACUGAUUUUGUUUCUUAUUAUGUACAUGAUCAUCUCUGCAUCAUGUGUCAAUCUUUCUAUAUAAUAUCCCCUUUCCUCUUCCUGUAUUUCCACAAGUGUCCUCGUGACCUCAGAUUCUUUUUCGCCUCAUAUUGGGUGCCCUAGAUCCAUAAAAAAUGCAUCUUCAACGUACCUGUUUCGAGUUUCCAUAUUGACGCAUGGCCCUUCGGAUCCUUGGAUCUCGUCGUCGUCAUCAUUCUCAAGUUUUGCCUUUGAGACGUACAUAUCACACGAUGAUGAAAGCAAGGAAGGUCUUUGGGGUUUCUCUCUCUCUUAUUCUCAUCAACAUGGCCGCUAUAAUGGAACGUGCUGAUGAGAACCUCCUUCCUGCCGUUUACAAAGAAGUCAGUGAAGCUUUCGUUGCUGGGCCUACUGAUCUUGGAUAUCUAACGUUCAUACGGAACUUUGUACAGGCAGUGUCAUCACCUUUAGCUGGUAUAUCAGUUCUUCAUUAUGACCGUCCCACAGUUCUUGCAAUGGGUACUGUUUGUUGGGCCUUAUCCACUGCUGCAGUAGGUGCCAGCCAACAUUUUCUGCAGGUAGCUUUCUGGAGAGCCAUAAAUGGUAUUGGGCUGGCCAUUGUUAUACCAGCACUGCAGUCCUUCAUAGCUGAUAGCUAUCUGGAUGGUGUUCGAGGGAGAGGGUUUGGGUUGCUAAGUCUUGUUGGUUCUGUGGGUGGAGUAGGAGGUGGUGCUGUGGCAACAGUUAUGGCCGGUCAGGAAUUUUGGGGAAUACCUGGAUGGCGCUGUGCAUUUAUUAUGAUGGCAUUAUUGAGUUCACUGAUUGGAUUCCUUGUCUUUCUGUUCGUCAUUGACCCAAGGAGAACACUUACCAUCACUAAUGCGACUGGGACCACUUCUGAGAGGAACAGUUUGAUACCAAAUCACAGUCCACCAUCAGCUUGGAUGGAAUCCUGGAAAGCUGUGAAAUCCGUUAUGAAAGUUCAAACAUUUCAGAUAAUUGUCCUGCAGGGGAUUGUUGGUUCACUGCCAUGGACUGCCAUGGUUUUCUUCACAAUGUGGUUUGAACUAAUUGGCUUUGAUCAUAGUUAUUCAGCGGCACUCAUCAGCCUUUUUGCACUUGGAUGUGCUAUGGGGAACCUCCUUGGUGGACUAAUAGCAGAUCAUAUGUCGCACCUCUAUCCAAACUCUGGCCGUAUCAUGUGUGCCCAGUUCAGUGCUUUCAUGGGAAUCCCAUUCUCAUGGUUCCUCCUCACAGUGAUCCCACAGUCAGUCAGCCGCUGGUUCACCUUUGCCAUCACCCUUUUCCUUAUGGGCCUCACCAUCAGCUGGUGCGGAAAUUGUGCAAAUAAUCCCAUGUUUGCUGAGGUGGUCCCUGCAAAGCACCGGACCAUGAUAUAUGCAUUUGAUCGUGCCUUUGAAGGAUCAUUCUCUUCAUUUGCAGCCCCAAUCGUUGGAAUGCUUUCAGAGAAGGUUUAUGGCUAUGACCCAAAAUCUGUGAAUUUAGUGUCAGGGUCUGUGCAGGAGGCCUUCGCUAUCUCAAGGGGGCUGCUCUCAAUGAUGGCAGUUCCCUUUGGUAUAUGCUGCUUAUUUUGUACCCCGUUGUAUUGGAGAUUUGGGCGGGAUCGUGAUGCUGCUCAAACUUUAAAUUCAAAAGAGCAAGAGAUGAUAUGAAGUUUCAUUUAACUUUCUAACCACUUGACAGUCUAGCCCUCAUCAACUGACAUGGCAGCAUGAGGAUGUGAUCCAACUCUGAGACUAGGACUUGAUCUAAGGAAUGGAGAUGCAAAUCCCUGCACAAUGUCAAUUUCAUCCACAGAAAUCUUGCAGUAGAUUUUUUUUGGUAUUCAGCUGCCAGUUCCUGAGGUGUUUCCUGAAAAUAUGGUUUUGUCUUUUUCAUUACAUGGCAAAAGUGAGCGCUGUAAAUGAAAAAAAAUUAAGAUUCACUGCAAAUUCAAUUUGAUAAUGUAUUCUGAUUGUUUGAAAAGUGAAUACCUUUGCCAUGUUUUUUACAAGUAUCUAAGAGAUUUAGCUGAAAA
This is a messenger RNA of Telopea speciosissima, 2050 nucleotides long. RefSeq names its product multidrug resistance protein 2-like. Gene Ontology annotation, molecular function: transmembrane transporter activity. Lineage: Eukaryota; Viridiplantae; Streptophyta; Magnoliopsida; Proteales; Proteaceae. Gene Ontology annotation, cellular component: membrane. Gene Ontology annotation, biological process: transmembrane transport. Bases 210 to 1685 code for a protein of 491 amino acids. The transcript has 4 exons. The record is from RefSeq and is a predicted model, not a curated record.